GAGACAGUGAAAAAGGCUUAUACCUAGGCUGUACUUGUCUGGUGAAGAAGGAGAGAGAUUCAUUGGAGGUAGUGUAUGUGGAGAGAGAGAGAGAGAGAGAAGAGAAUAGUUACCUAGUAGUAGUUGACCCCUCAUCAUGUUAUCCCAGUUGACCUGGUUUUCUUCCUCUCUUUCUCUCUCCCUCACACACACACACUCCCUCUCUCUCUCUCUCUUCUUCUCUCUUCUUCUAGCUCUCCUUUCUGUCUUUUUUUUCCCCUUUUUUUCUUUUUUCCCCUUCAAAUCAUCCUCUCCUCUCCCGCCUCCUCCAUGCGGCUACCAGAGCUCUGGACCAGGCCCAAAUCCCGAAAAUCCGUGUGGUUGGCGCUGGCUGCCUUCUGCGUGGUAUGUUCGUCGCUGGUGCUCUUGUACGUGGUACCGCCAGCAUCUUGGGAUCAUCCUGUGGUUGCCCCAAUCCAAGUUCAUUCCGAUACCACUAAUAAUAAUAAUUCCACUGCCAAUAAUAAUACUCUUCCCUCCAAUAAAAAUCCUGGAAAUGCAGUCCUGGGUGACCGCCGCUGCCAGGCCUUUGCCGAUCCGGGAAAUGUGUUGUUCGUGAUCAAAACCGGCGCCACCGAAGUCUACGAGAAGCUUCCCACCCAGUUGCUCACCACCCUGGGCUGUGUUGACGAGUUUCUUAUUUUCUCCGAUCUCGAAGAGCAAAUCGGUCCCUAUCACGUCCGCGAUACGCUUGCCGACUUCAAUGAGACCCUCAAGGCCACCCUCGCGGACUUCGAGCUGUACCGGCUACAGCAGGAGUACCGCCGUACAGGGCAGGAUAUGGCCCAGCUGAAAGGGGGCUCAGCCUGGAUCCUCGACAAGUACAAAUUCUUGCACCUUGUUGAGAAAACUUGGAACGAACGGCCCGGUCGCGAAUGGUACUUCUUCAUCGAAACAGACACCUACGUCGUCUGGACCAACUUUAUCCUCUGGCUCCGUCAGAUCUCGCCGCCCAAGGAUCCGUUGUAUCUGGGCUCAGUCGCCUAUGUUGCAGGCGAACCCUUUGCUCACGGUGGCAGUGGAUUCUUGAUAUCCGGUAAACUUUUGGAGCGUCUUGUCGGUCAGAAUCCGGGCAUGGCAAAUCGCUACGACGAUUCCUUCUCCAACCAGUGCUGUGGAGACUUCGUCCUCGCGCAUACCAUCCGCACGGAACUCGACAUCGGCGUCCGUAACUACUGGCCCCAGAUCAACGGAGAGAAACCGUCCACUAUCCCGUUUGGGCCCACGCAUUGGUGCCAGCCCGUUAUAACGAUGCACCAUUUACACCCGCGUGAACGGGCCACCAUAUUUGAGUUCGAGCAGGCGCGCCCGGAUCUAAAGCAACCCUUUACCUUUCGCGAACUAUCUGAAAUCACCUUCCCUACAGACCACCUGCGCGUCCUCGAAGAAGACUGGGACAACCAAUCGAACGUGAAAAUCGAAUUCGAUAACGGGGCCACCCCCACUCUCGACAGCUGCCGCGACGGCUGCCUGAGUCUCAAGGACUGCUUCCAGUACCGCUACAGCGAUGGAGAGUGCCAUAUUUCCACGCAAGCGUUCCGGUUAGGGAUAAAGCGUAAGCCCGAGGAAGGACGGAGAUGGUUUUCCGGCUGGAACGUCGAGUAUAUUCAGCAUUGGAGGGAUACCCAUCCUUGUAAAAAGGUGGAGUGGGUGAAGCCGCAUUAAUUGAAUUACUACCUUCCUUCCCCACCACCUAGCUAUUAUGGCAUUCAUUAUAUUAGAUUCCCGGUAUCUUGGAAACAAAGAACAAAGAGAAACAAAGAACAAAAGAAAGUGAAAAAAAAAAAAAAAAAAAAAAAA
Messenger RNA from Aspergillus ochraceoroseus IBT 24754, 1839 nucleotides. Its product is annotated as glycosyltransferase family 31 protein. The transcript is spliced from 2 exons. The coding region runs from base 310 to 1704 and encodes 464 amino acids. The record is from RefSeq and is a predicted model, not a curated record. NCBI's taxonomy places the organism in Eukaryota, Fungi, Ascomycota, Eurotiomycetes, Eurotiales, Aspergillaceae.